Molecule: messenger RNA, 3895 nt
Organism: Acaulospora colombiana
Lineage: Eukaryota; Fungi; Glomeromycota; Glomeromycetes; Diversisporales; Acaulosporaceae
Source: the annotation of a GenBank genome assembly
AUGCUUAAACUACGGCAUCCGUCAAUUACCGAAGAAACCGGAACUCCUUCAAACUCCUCGAGAAGAAGUCAUAUAAUCGAUUCCUUAAUCGAGGAAUCUUACAGGAUUUCCAAGUAUCCUCAGGAUGCUCUCAGGUGGAUACCAUUCGAAAAUUUCGGAAAAAUCGAGUGCUUCGCUCAGGGCGAAUUUGCGGAGAUCGCUUUAGCAUUUCAUCAAAAGAAUGAACGACAUCCAACCACUGACUGUGAAAAAGAAAUUCCUGACCAUAUUGCGCUGAGAUUUAUCAAGAAAUCUAGGGUGAUUGAUGAGAAGUUGAUUAACGAGAUAAGGACCCAUCACAAAUGUAUGGUCCACUCUCGAAACGUAAUCCCUUUAUACGGUCUAACUCAAGAUCCGCGAACACUCGACCACGCGUUGGUACUUAAACAUGCCAGGCACGAUCUAAAUGCAAUCGAAGGAGUGCUUCCAUACAUUGCUCCAGAAAUACUUUUGGGCAGCAAGUAUUCGCCAAAGACCGAUAUCUAUAGCUUUAGCAUGAUAAUGUGGGAGCUUGUAUCUGGUCAAUCGCCUUAUUAUGAGUAUCAAGUUCACGACAUCAGGCUUGCGCUAGAUAUUAUUAAAGGAGUAAGACCUAGGAUUCCGGAUGGAACUCCCGAAGACUUCCGAGAUUUGAUUAAUGCAUGCUGGAGUGGUAAUCCUGCCGAUAGACCAGAUUCUGUGCAAUUGCUGAUGAUAUUUGAGAAUAUGUUACGAAUGUGUGACGACUGCGAAAACGAAAACUUUUAUUUUGAAGGUGUGACUAGAAAAAUGAAAGAAGGAGGGUUGGAAGGAGAAGAUUAUAACGCAAAUCAAGAGGACUCGAUUCCAAAGUGUGACGCGCUAGACGAUGAGGACCCAACAAUCCAAAUUGAUGACAUUAAUAUGAAUAAUCAUCGAGAGUCAAUUCAUGAAAAAAACAUCAGUAUCGUAAAUAGAUCAUAUAAACAGGCUGUCGACGGUACUAGGGAUCCGGCGACAGAAGGAAAUAGUAUAUUUAUGCUGAAGUCUGUUACAAGCCCGAAAAUCGCGGAGAUAGUGAAAAGCGAUGUCAAUAGUAUUGAUAAUGGAUUGAUCUCAUAUCAAGUGGAUGCGCCUGUUGAUGAUGAAAAAAAGACGAAUCCUCAACGGCAUGUUGCAGAUGUGAAAGGAUACGUUCCUGAAGAUGUGUCUAUGAACGCGACGGACUCUCAAGAGGCUUCAUCAUUGUCUGAUGGGACAGACAUGUCACAAUCAGAUUCCUGCUCGGAAGUUGACUCCGAAGAACAAAAAAUGCCACAAGAACCUAUAUCUGUUCAAGUGCCUCAAUCGUUCGAUCUACCAUUGAAGUCAGAAGCUCCGUCACUGUCCCAUGGGAACACGAUAGACAUGUCGCAAGCUAAUUCUGUCUCAGAUUCCGAUUUCGAAGUACAAAAAGUGCCACAAGAACCCACAUCGGUUCCACUAUCGCAUGCCUCCGACCUACUGUCGAAAUCGGAGCUUCCAAUAACAGAUAAUCAUGACUCCAUCAGUGACGAAGAAUCGGAUGCCGGUGACCCGAUGUUGGAUAAGAUGGUUAGCAUAAUGAACUCGUUGAUCACCGAAGCCACCGUGUCAGUAGAGACGCCCGUUCGAGGACGUGAGAAAAAUUCAUUCAAACAAUUCGACUUAAACAAACUGGGUGAUUUCGAUUUUUCGGAUAUCAAUGAUGCACUUGAUGAAAAUCAAGAAUUAUUUGAGUAUAGCAUGUCGGAGUUCAAUAGAAGCAUGACGGAGCUUACCAAUUUCUUUGAUGAAAUUACGAUGACGGACGAUACGGUUAACGAAAAUAUGCAUGACGAUGAUCGCCAAUGUUUGGACUUGGAGGACAGAUUCUUGCAAGACCAAGACGAAUCUCUGGAGGAUCUAGAUGAUUUCACAAAUCAAUGUCGUUUUCUAACUCGUGUCCUAAUUCUUCCAUUUCUGAAGUUCACUCACACCUUCAUGUCUGAAUCUCUUCGAAGAGAAGAAUUCGGCACGAUCCGAUCCAUUAUAUACGUCAUUUAUUGGACGUUUUUGUUCACGCUUGGUGCAUUGGCAAUGGAUUCGUGGCUGUGUGAAGUCUCCGGAAGACAAGUCAUCCGUCUGUUAAUAAGAUUAGGGCAAAUUUCAUUCGAUAACCGAUGUUCUUACGGCGGCGUUGUUUCCAAAGCCAAACCUCACUUUAAUCCGAGCCUAUUGGAAGAAUGUGAAAAAACCAUGAGGAGACGUAGUGAACAUAACCCUUCCAACUUGUUUUACGGUCAAGUCGACUCCGAAGGUCAAAAAAUAAUUAAUAGCGAGAAUCGUCGAAUCGACGCUUUAAUCGAAAAUUUCAAUUCUCCAGCAGAUACCUUCAAAUGGAUACCAUUUCAACUAUUUAGAGACAUGGAAUUCUUGGCCCAAGGAGGGUUCGCAAAAAUCGUUUUAGCCUCGUAUAGUGAUCCUAAUGAAAAAUUCACGAGAGAAAGAGUCAUACCCGAGAAAAUCGUAUUGAAACUUGUGAAAAAUUCCUGCGAAAUUAGUAAGCGAUUGAUCGAUGAGAUAAGAGUGCAUCAUGAGUGCAUGCUGCAUUCUUCUAACAUUAUACCAUUCUAUGGUUUAACUCAAGACCCCAAAACCCUGGAUUACGCACUGGUGAUCAAGCAUGCAACACACGGCGACCUACGUGGCUUUCUUGGUAAUCACUUAAUCACUCAAACCUGGAAGGAAAAAUUAAAUAUUUUACUUGGCCUUGCACGAGCACUACGAUCAAUACACCAGCUUAACUUGGUUCACAGAGAUUUUCAUUGUAAAAAUAUCCUUGUGGAUGGCGACACCUAUUCCGUGUUCGUCUGCGACUUUGGAUUGUGCACCACUGUCGAGAAUUUGAUUGAUGGUUCAAAUGUGAUUGAAGGGGUAUUACCGUACAUGGCACCCGAAGUGCUUCGUGGAAAUAAAUAUACCUUUAAAUCCGAUAUCUACAGUUUCAGUAUGAUAAUGUGGGAGGUCGUGUCAUCCAAACCACCUUAUUAUGAAUACGACGAACAUAAUAUUAAUCUGGCACUAGAUAUCAUCAAAGGCGCGAGACCUAAAAUUUCUGUUGAUGUGCCCAAGGAAAUUCAAAAUCUCAUUGAAGCGUGUUGGAAUGGACAACCUCUAUAUCGACCGGACUCUGCGCAGUUGGUGAGUACCCUUGAAGUUCUGACAAGCAUUUGCGAAAACUGGGAUGCAACAAAAAUGACCGGAGCGAAUGUCGUGAUGUCAUUGGUGACGCGAGACCUGGCGAAUGUGAUCACCGAAAUUCCUAAGGAAGAAAAAUCCAGUUAUGUGACGAAACAGUUUGACCUUAGUGUCGAUGACAUUUGCGAAGAAGAAAAUGACGAAUGUCGCGUAGAAGAAAGUUAUGAAGAAUGUUACAAUGAGGAAAAAAGUAAAAAAUCCGAUGAGUUUUCACAAGAAAUGGCGGACGUGGAUGAGUCCGAUACGGAGUCUUUGAGUACAAAAGAUAAUGAAUCCAAAAGAUAUUCAUCCAUUAGUCCUAGUUCACCUAUUAUUCCUGCGUCAUCCGCUAUUUCUCCAUCACCCGUUAUGCCAGUAUUGCCAUCAUCCGUUAUUCCUUUGACGCCCGUUAUUCUUGUACCACCGCCUCCUUCCGUUAUUUAUUCCGAAUCGUCCGUUAUUCCUUCGACACCCAUUAUUCCUAUGCUACCACCUCAUAUCAAAGUACCCGUCGAAUCACCUCCACUACCAUCGCCGUCGUCAUCCCAAUCAUUACCUGGUCCAGUAAAUAAGUCUAAAAAAAGAUAUCGAAAAAAAUUAGAUUUUGAUGUGGAUCAACUUGAUGAUGCUUCCGAAGUGGAGAAGAGACCAUCCGGAGAUG